Molecule: messenger RNA, 4107 nt
Organism: Scophthalmus maximus (turbot)
Lineage: Eukaryota; Metazoa; Chordata; Actinopteri; Pleuronectiformes; Scophthalmidae
Product: protein phosphatase 1 regulatory subunit 12A
Exons: 25
Coding region: 131-2875 (914 amino acids)
Biological process (GO): signal transduction
Cellular component (GO): Z disc; cytoplasm; A band
Molecular function (GO): phosphatase regulator activity; protein kinase binding; enzyme inhibitor activity
Source: RefSeq, a predicted model, not a curated record
AGUUCACGGCACCGGCUGCAGCGUGUCGCCACCAGGGGGCGAAGCCCGGGGCGGGGGGGCUCAAUCCAAACCCUCCGCUCGGCUUCUCCUCGUACCAUGAGCUGAAUCUGUCCGGGACAGACCAGGGAAGAUGGCGGCCACUGACCAUUCCCGGUCCGAAGCUGCCAAACAGCGUCGGCAGGAUCAGCUGCAGCGAUGGCUGGGUUCGGAGACGGACCGGACGGGACCGGAGGCCCGCGAAACCCCGAGCGGCGCCGGGACGCGGCGCACGAGAGUCCGGUUCGCCCAGGGAGCCGUGUUCAUGGCCGCCUGCUCCGCCGGGGACCGGGAGGAGGUGGCGGCGCUGCUGCGCCAGGGAGCUGACAUCAACCACGCCAACAUAGACGGACUGACAGCGCUCCACCAGGCCUGCAUUGAUGAAAAUGCUGAGAUGGUGCAGUUUCUGGUUGAGAGCGGGAGUGACGUCAACACGGGGGACAACGAGGGCUGGACUCCUCUGCACGCUGCGGCAUCCUGCGGCUUCAUUCAGAUCACCAAGUACCUGAUCGAGCAUGGUGCUCAAGUCGGGGCAGUGAACAGUGAAGGAGAGCUUCCGCUGGACGUGGCCACAGAAGACGCCAUGGAGAGAGUUCUCAAAGCUGAAAUCAAGAAACAAGGAAUCGACGUGGACAAGGCCCGGAAGGAGGAGGAGAGGAUCAUGCUGCAGGACGCCAUGGCGGUGCUGGCAGGAGGUGGUACUCUCACACCUCACCCAAACACCAAGGCGACUGCUCUGCACGUCGCUGCUGCCAAAGGCUACAUCGAAGUCCUGAAGGUGCUGUUACAGUGUGACGUGGAUGUGGACAGCAGGGACAGUGACAGUUGGACGCCCCUGCAUGCAGCAGCUCAUUGGGGCCAGGAGGAGGUGUGCACCCUGCUUGCCGACAACAUGUGCGAUAUGGGUGCCGUCAACAAUGUGGGCCAAACACCUCUAGAUGUUGCCGACGAGAAGCUUGUGGACACGCUGGAGGAGCUACAGAAGAAACAGAACGCCUUACGCAGCGAGAGAGAGAAACAGACUCCUGUUAUUGAGACCAGCUCACAAGUCUCCAUGGUACCAGGUCGUGCACGCAGGACUUCUAUCUCUCGUAUGAGCAGUAAGGAGAAGAUCUGCCUCCACGAGCGGGAGAAGCACCCGCCUCCGGCCCUGCAGAGCAGCCCGGCCGAGGACGAGGAGGAGGAAGGGCAGACGGGACAGAGCCAGUCCCAGAGCCAGAGCCAGCCGCAGGCGAAAGCGUCCAGCAGCUCCAGCUCGGAGGAGGAGAGCGAAUCUGAGAGUGAUGCUGAGUCGGAGAAAGCGAAAAACCGAGAGAUCAUCAACAACUUGAACAACAAACGCAACACCACCACUCUGCUUCCUACCUCCAUGUCAACGAGCACUGCUGCAAGUCAAGUGAAAAAGGAACCAAGCAAACCCACGGCCACCGAGGCCCCGGUCUCCUGGAGAACAUCUCUGAGGAAGGCCGGCAGCUCGGUGACCCUUGGCUCCGUGGGACUGUCCGACUCCAGCCAGGACCCCAGCAGACCUCCAGAAUCAGGCCUGGGCAUGACCCGAUCCGCCUCCAGCCCCCGCCUCAGCUCCGAGGCUGACACCAAGGAGCCGCGGAUGGCUAGGGUACCGCCCAUUCCAACGCGGAGACUCUUCAGUAUUCCCGACAGCAGCCCUGACAACACCAACAGUUGGUUAAGCCGUAGCUCCUCUUACACGCGGCGCCUUCAUAGUCAAACAGGAAAUGAUCUCACUAGUUCCACCCCCUAUUUGCUUCACAGCUCAUCUUAUGGAAGGAGACUGGAUGACCCCACCUUGACCUCAUCUAGCAUAGGAACAACCUCAUCUGGACUCAGCCGCCUCAAUAGUGUCUUGGCACAGAGACUUCCUCAGGAACAGACAGAAAAGAAGGAUCGGUCUGCCAUCACCACCUCCACCACUCAGAGCAUGACCACAGGCGAACAGGAGACCAAGCAGAGGCGCAAGUCAUAUCUGACACCCGUGCGGGAUGAGGAAGCAGAGGCCCAGAGGAAAGCUCGUUCCCGUCAUGCACGGCAGUCACGCCGUUCCACUCAGGGGGUGACACUGACAGAUCUGCAGGAAGCGGAGAAGACGAUGAAAACCAUGAAGACUGACAACGAAGGGAGAGAAAAGGAGGAGGAAGAAAAGGAAGCAAAAGCGAAGAAGGCAGAGGAGGGGGAAGUGAGCUGGAGGUCUCGUAUUGCCAGCUUGCAGAAGUCGGACCUGCUGGGCCUCACUCAGCCCGCUGGCACUCCACGUCCUCAGGCUUCUGACAGGGGAGAUGUUGAGGCCAGCCCGGGGGAGAGUGAGACCAUGCGAUGGGCCAGGGAGCGCAGGGAGAGGAGACAAGCUCGGGCCAAAAGGAAGGGGCAGAGGCCUGGGGAGAGUGAUGACAAUGAUCCCAGUGGAGAGGAAGAGUUCUCAGGCAGUGGGCUGGAUCCACAGACAGGCCGGCAAUUGACUUCCAGGUCAGAGGCCUCCUGUAACGACCGUACCCAGGGAGGAGAAUCCGAGACCAAGGAUUUUAAGAAGUUGUUCGAGGAGGUCUCCAGAGAAAACAACCAGCUCCAGUCUCAGCUGCAGGACACUCAGAGGAUUGUCAGUCAGACUAGGUUGGACCUGGAGAAGGCCACGCAGAGACAGGAGCGCCUCAGUGACUGUUCAGCCAUGCUGGAUUUGGAGAGAAAGGACCGAAGGAUGUUGGAGCGGCGAUUGGCAGAGCUGGAGGAGGAGUUAAAGGUUCUGGUUGACCUGAGAGCAGACAACCAGCGUCUUAAAGAUGAAAAUGGAGCACUGAUCCGUGUCAUCAGCAAACUCUCCAAAUAAAUGUGGAGAGCAAGAGAGAGAGAGACACACACACACACACACACACACACACACACACACACACACACGCACACACACACGAAGAGCAGGGAACCCCCCCCCCUUUAUCCCUCCCUCCUUUCACACAUUCCUCCCAGUGCCAAAGAGCGAGAGGGGGGAGAGAAGCAGCAGAAUGUCCUACGUAUACGAGCACCACGACUUGACUUGGAUUGUGAUGCCUCUCCGUGAACAGCUGGAGUGGCUUUUGUGUGCCUUAAUGUCCGUUCAUCACAGAAAGACCGAUGGCACGGAGGCCCUUGGCUUCGGUCGGAGGCUCCCAACGGUCGCAACAUGAGACUUGACAACAGCCAAAAAUGCCCACGGCUGGUGGAACACACUAAACACAGCAUUUACUACGACUGUGCAUCAGGGGAACCCGAACAUACACACACACAUUCCUAUGCGUGCAUCACAUAAUUCCUCGAUGCACAUUCCACUGAGCGGACAAGGCAGCUUGGGCCUUCAAGCUCCCACUAAGUAUUUGUUUUUGUUUUUUUGUUUUUUUGUGAACACACUCACAUCAUACACUCACAAAUUGAUCACACUCACAGUCCAAAAUUGAAACGUGUUGUCAAGCAGUGAAGCUCUGAAACGACGUUUCAAGGCUCCGCCGUUGCGCUCGGCAUCGUCCUGACGACACGGGGGAAGUCCAUAAAGCUCCGUUGGGUUGUUUUGUUUCCACAUUGCAAGUGUUUGAAUCCACCUACCUCUCCACCUCUGCACUUCCCCACAAACAUUUUUAUUUUGUGACCACAGACACACUCCAUUCUCUUAGGUCAGUUGACCGCAGCACUUUACUCUCUGCAAAGCGAUGAAAGAUCUGCGAGGCCUUGCCCGUCCUCGAGACAGACGACCUCAGAGCAGCACCUCCUCACUUAGCAAGUGGAGGGAGGGGUUACCCACAGCUGAAGGUCAAAGGUCAUUGCACAAUUAUUAAGAAAUUGCUGUUCUGUCAAAGCCUAUUAUGCAAUGAAUGGUUUUAAUUAUUACCAUUGAUAAAUAUAUUAUUUUCAUAGUUUUUCAUGUCAGUUCCUCUUUUGCAAUGGAGCAUAGAAAUGUAUAUUACAUGUGUAUAAAUAUUAGUCUUGAAUAAUACCCUUUUGAAGUCAAGUUCCAUGUAGCCACCUUUUCACAUGUUGGGUUUCUAAUAUAUUAAAUGGAUGUCUGCACCCUAUUAAAAAAAAGUGUUUGUA